This is a messenger RNA of Paracoccidioides brasiliensis Pb18, 363 nucleotides long. RefSeq lists its product as uncharacterized. The transcript has a single exon. The coding region runs from base 1 to 363 and encodes 120 amino acids. The record is from RefSeq and is a predicted model, not a curated record.
AUGUCCUUUCUUGACAAGCAUAACCAGAGGUUCAGAUACGAGAAUCUCAUGGACAUACGUAGCUGGGCUACAGUUCGAAACAAGGGCAUUGAUCCCCACCAGGGGCUUAGGAUCAAGAAUGUCAAGCAGAUGAGGAUGAAAUUCAGAGAGACUAUCAACGGGAUGGUCCCAGCCGAUCAAAGGAUGGUGCCGUUUAGCCCAAUCGUUCUUUACAGUUUCCUUCCUGUAAUCCCAGCAGAAAUCUCUUUGCUCCUGAAUAUUGGCCGGCUCGUGUAUUGCCCUGUGCUCAACUACACAUCUAAAACGGGGCUCUUCCAAAGGGCACCUCCAACGGAAGAUGUGGGUUGCUUGGGUUCAAAAUAG